This is a messenger RNA of Acanthoscelides obtectus, 3197 nucleotides long. The record is from the annotation of a GenBank genome assembly. Lineage: Eukaryota; Metazoa; Arthropoda; Insecta; Coleoptera; Chrysomelidae.
ACACUGCAUAAUCAAUUCACGUGUCUCUCACUUGUCCUCGAGAAAAUAAAACAACCUUAACCUCGUUUUUAAAAAUGAUACUUUGAACCGAUUAAUUUAUAAUUCCUAAUUAAAGUGUGUGAGUGAUAUGUUUGAAAUUAUUUUUAAAAAGACACAGUAGGUUAUACCGAAGCCAUAGAAUCACAUAAUGCGAUCAAACUAAGCAGUCAUGAAUAGGGACGAUGUUAUUUAUCUUGCCUUGUUAGCAUUUUCUAUGUGUUUUGGUUUAUAUUAUCGCAGAAUAAAUGAUCAUAUUAAGAAAAAAUACAUCGGUGCUUCGUUAGGUUUCUUGAUUGUGUUGAUAGUAUCAAGGGUCCAUAUAAUACAUGUGCUGAUAACUACUAUUGUUAAUGGCUUAUUGAUUUUAUACACUGAUAGAAGAAAAUGUCAAGUCUAUGUAUUCUCCUUUUCGUUUCUCUACCUAUUUUUCUUCCGCACCACAGCCUACUUUGGCAUACCAUAUCCACCUUCACAUACAAAUUUGGUGCAGAUGAUGCUAAUUCUUAAGAUUAUUGGGUUAGCCUUUGAAGUGAAUAGCUCCUAUCAGUUGAGUUUGAAUAAAGGAGAUGCUCAAAAUAAUACUGACGAUGAAAGAUUGGAAAACGAAACAUUUCAGAUUAAGGACAUAGGGUUUUUGGAUAUAUGUUGUUAUUUAUUCUGUUAUUGCGGAGUACUUACUGGACCAUACUUUACAUAUAGGACAUAUGUGGACCACUUACAUAAGCCAUAUCAUAAAUAUGAUGACAUGAAAGGCGCAUUACUUGAAAAACUAACAUGGUUGCCUCUUUUAAUAACUCUCCAUUUAGUUACAAACCACUAUUGGCCAUUAUAUUAUGUUGAAACCGAGGAAUUCCUCAACAGAUCAUUUUUCUACCGUUAUUGGUACAUAUGGCCAUCAUUCUUAAUAUUCAGAUCUCGAAUUUACAUUGGUCUGAUACUAACCGAGAUUGUAUGCAUCUUUGCGGGAUUUGGGGUAUAUCCUACUUUUACAGAGCCAAAGGCUGGUCAUGGACCCACAAAAAAUUUCAGGAAGCUGAAAGAAAUGACUCCAGAAGAUUUGAAGAGUAUUGCAUAUGACUAUGAAACUAUACAUUGUGUAGAUGUUUAUAAAGCUGAUUGUGUACCUACAAUGAGAGAGGCUAUGAAGUACUGGAAUAUCACUAUACAGUAUUGGUUAGCAGCUUAUGUCUACAAGAAGUUCCCAUACAAAAAAUACAGAACGAUGGUGACGAUGUUAGUGUCCUCUCUUUGGCAUGGCGUCUAUGCUGGUUAUUAUUUUUGCAUAGGGACUGUGCCUUUUGGACUAUUAUGGGAGGAUGUUUGGGCGAAAUUAUUACUGGAAGGCAAAACAGGAACUGUAUUGAAACUGUCAAGUUUGAUAAUGCUAUUCUUCAAGAUGCAAUUGUUUUCGUAUCAAGCUACCGCAUUUGUCCUUUUAGAGAUAAGAAAGAUCAUCCAUUAUUAUAACUGUGUAUAUCAUUGUAUUCCAAUUCUGUAUACAGCUAUGUAUUUUUUGGGGAAAUAUAUUCUGAAGCAAAAGAAACUCAAACAGAAAACAACUGGCAAGGUAGAAUAGUCUUCCUUAAUUUUUAAUGGUUAACUGAUAGCACCUCUGUCAAAAUGGAUGGAAUGUCCGUUGACACGUGGCAAACCUCACAAAGAACCACAGUGCUCUGCCUUGAGCUACUGGAUAUUGCGAUUUUGCAAGGUUAUUCUUUCCAGUAUUUGAACUAUUCUCAUCCAUUUUUUCUAUUUACUAGAAUUGUAAGAGGAGGAAUUGAGCAAAAAGUAUUUUAUGAGGAUUUCUAUUUUAUUCUUUUAGCUACAUAUUAGUUGUUUGUUAAAUAUUUCCAAUUUUGACUAUACAUUUUGCGUCUCUUUUACUGAAAACAUGAUAAGAGCCCAAAAUGUUAUACGUGAAGACUGAAUUCUUAAAAAGAUCAAAAAAUGGUUGUAAUUAAUAUUGAACAAAAUUACAUAUCUUCCGACAAGCCUGCAUUUGAACAAAAUGUUUUUUAUUUAGAUUAUUUUGGUGUAUUGGAUUGUAAAUAACUAUGAUAUAUUUUUUAAUUCUUAUAAAGUGCUUUUCAAAUACUACCAUUACUACUUAUUUUGUGAACGAGUCAAGUUAGCAAGCCCAAAUUUGGGUUAACGAAAUGGCGGUUUUUAUAUUUUAACGUAAAAAUAACAGUCAAAAGCUUCAAGAUGGCGGUUGGGUGCCAUCUGAGAACAUUUUUUUAAAUAUAGUGAGGGUUCAUGUAACAGCUGAUUUUAAGGUCUGAGUGUACAAUAAAAUAAGGGAUAUCCAUUUAAAAAGAUUGACAAUUUUGACAUUUUUUCAAGGAAUCUACCAUAUUUUAUUAGAUAUUCAGAUGGACCCUUCCAAGAGAAGGAGAAUGAUGUGAAAUAUCAUAGGGUUUUGAUUAUUGAUUGAGUUAUAAGCAAAUCAAUUCACAGAAACGUUCAAGUUUGACAGCCUGCCAUUCCACCAUUUUGAACAAUUAUCAUUUUAUAUUCCAAGGUUAUAAAUUACUUUCAAGGAGCUUCAAAACGAGGUAUCACAUGGCCCCCAUUCAAUUUUGGCGCCCAGCAAUUGCGACUUUUAUAACUCCAAAUUUCUGCUGCUAAUUUGACCUGUUCAAGAAAUAAGUGAAAGGGGGGGCCUUUAGGAAAGCACAGUGUGUUCAAUAAUGAGUGUAUGAUAUAUGAAAGAAUACUGUUUUUUUAUUCAUAUAUAUUGUUAUAUGUUAUAUUGAAGCUAUUAUAAAAGGUUUUUCACCCUAUUGAAAUUCUAUAUUUGCCAAAAUUUGUUCCUUUAUUUUUUUCUAAUCUAAAGAUCUAUUAUAUUGCCUUUCAAUUCUUCAUUUAACCUAUAUUUUUGUAAUAUAAUAAGAAAUCAUUUAAUAUAUAUUUAGAAUAUUUAUGUGAAGCUAUAAGAGACAUCAGCUGGUUAAAAUAUUUCUGACUUAAAAAUGUAUGUAUAUCCCUUGUACCUGGUCCAAUUAUGUGUAUACUAUUAAAGACUUCCAAAUGAAUAUAUUUUACUGUACUUACGAGCAAAAGUACUUUAGUAUAUCUCUUGUUACGAAUUGUGUAUUGUAUCCAGUCAAUCAAACAGUGUUGUGAUAUCGAAAUAAUAAAGAUAUAUUUAGAUCAUA